AUUUCCAGGACGGGCGACAGGGACCAUCUGGUCAGUCAGUGCUGCUUGUAACUCUCGCAAGUGUCGUGUGUUCGACUCUCUGCUCUCUGCCAAUGAGAAAUGGCUUCGCCCUGACGAAUUGGGGGGAGAGGGGCCAAUGGCGAGGGAACUUACUGGACUGGAGGCGUGGUGAUACUGGUGAAUAAGAGGUGAGCUGCUGGGCCGGGGCAAAGACUUUGACCACUCGAUGUGAGACUGGCCCAGGCUUCACACCUCUGUCACAGCAAACCAGGAGAACAGUGACAUCACAGGACUGCAAGAUGCCACAAUGGGUGUGCGGGCCAGACAAGUACGUGUGCACCCUCCCCCGGGACACACAGAUCGUGGCCUACAAGGAACUGCGCGAGACCGAACACACCAGGGACGAGGCCCUCCAGCAGAUGAGGGACUGGAUCAUGAAGAACCCUAGGAUUGUGAAUUGCCGUCUUGAUGGUCGUUUCCUCCUGCGAUUCCUGCGGACAAAGAAGUUCAGUACAGUGCAGGCACAAGAGGCUCUGGAGCGGUAUCUCCUUCUGCGGCAGGCCUUUGCACCGGCCUUCAGGAACCUCGACUACACAGACCACACCAUGAAUGAGCUUAUUUCUAACGGUUACCUGUUCCCUGUGCCCAAGAGAGAUCACCUUGGACGUCGACUUGUUAUAGGCAUUGGAUCUGCAUUUGACCCCUACAAAUACACGAACGCAGAUAUCCUGCGAAUACAUGGCAUCACGUACGAGACCCUGAUGGAGGAUGAAAUGAACCAAGUGCAUGGCUACGUACACUUCGCGGAUGGGGCAGGAGUGGGGCUUCAUUACCUAACUCUUUUCACACCUAAAGAAGCUGUGAGGAUUGUAAAGAACGGAGAGCGAACAGUGCCAAUGCGUCACAAGGAGGGGCAUGGCAUUAAUGCUCCCCCCACCCUCAAGUUUGCCAUCGAUUUUGGUUUUUCACUCAUCCCGGAGAAGUAUAGGAAACGCAUCAAGGUCCACACCUGCAUAGAAGAUGCUCUCAAGUAUCUCGACCCCAAAAUUAUGCCAAAGGAGUACGGAGGUGUCAUGCCCAUGGCUGAGAUGAUAGCCCUGUGGAAGCAGGAACUGCAGGCAGCGAGAGGCAUACUGCUGUCGCAUGACAAAAUGGAGGUGUGUCUGGACAUGUACAGUGCGAAGGCGCGGGAGGGAGCGGUAUCGGCUCUGAAGGAAGGUUUCACUUGCAAGAAGGGCAGUGAAAUGAUGGGAAUCUCGGGGAGCUUCCGUAAGCUGGAGGUUGACUAAAAUCACCAGCAAACUGACUGACAAAAUUAUGUCGGUAUCAUCACCAUGCGCUUCUUCAGGAGAAAUCGUCGUGCAUCCACAUGAUCAAUAUGCCAGCAAGUGAAGAGCAGUGACUGCCGUCAACCUCAGAAUUUGAAAGCCUGCUACUAAUUCUUAGGUUCAGCCUCCGAAUUUGGCCGCAUCAUAUGUUGAAGCUGUUCCAGUACAACUGGCAUCACUGCCUCUGCAGUUAAUGCAAGGAGCAAGGAGGCCGCAGACUAACACAUCAGUCUCAGAGCAGAGAACAGUUAGCCCUGUUCAGCAGACAGGUCUUGCAGGCUGCUCCUGUCAGUUUCAAUACAUGUGGCAGAACUCAGGGCCUGAAUUACACAUGGGUCAAUAUGCUCACAAGUGAUCAUAGCGUAAUGUCAGAUGGCAGUGCUCCUAAGAUGACAGGGUUGACAUGAAUGCACUGUUAAGCACCAUGCAUAUGGAGUUGCAACAAAAUAUAUCAAAUCCAAGCUCAUGUAUUACAUCUAACAUGUCUUUUUAUCAUCUCCUAUAAUAUGUUGAACAAUUCAUACUAAGUUCAGUAUACGGCUGUAUUCAUACACUUAACUUCCCAUAUAACCCUCUCGCAGCUGUGAGUUUGUAUGGUGUGGCAACACUGUCAGGUCAGGUAGUUUUGAAGCAUUAAAAAGAAUGACUUCUGAACGGAUCUGGUGGUGCUUCAUUACAUGCAGUUCUAAGGGAUGGCAUGUUUAACUUUGAGUUUACCUUUUCAAUACAGUAAAGAGAGGGGUGGGAAAUUGUGACAUGACCUGACAGCAGUGCAGAGCGAAGGCACAAUAUUCGUGUUCGGUCCCUACGAGUGUUGCCAGUUUUAACAAAUGAGCUGAUUCAUAAUUAAAUUACGUGAACUAGUGAAGCACAUGAAACAGAGGAGUGAGCGGCAGCUGAACUUACUGGUUCCAUGUUACAAAUUAAGAUUCCACUUCAGUUUGUGUCUAUCGUUGUUCACUUUUAUAAGAGACUUCCUUACUUAGUUUUGUUACUUUGGAUAUUACGCAUCAUCCAGGUUCUAUACUUAACCUGCAACGUUUUUAAGCUGGUUCUGCUUCCGCCUUCAGGCGAAGGAGGUAGUCUCAGCUGCUGGGCUGGGUUAUUCCAAUGAAGCCAUCAGUUUUAGUGAUAUCAUGUAUUUUAUAAAUGUUAGGUUAUGAGAAAAUAAAUAAUAUUGCAAUUUUA
Molecule: messenger RNA, 2516 nt
Organism: Cryptotermes secundus
Lineage: Eukaryota; Metazoa; Arthropoda; Insecta; Blattodea; Kalotermitidae
Product: clavesin-2
Exons: 9
Coding region: 300-1289 (329 amino acids)
Cellular component (GO): membrane
Molecular function (GO): phosphatidylinositol bisphosphate binding
Source: RefSeq, a predicted model, not a curated record